AUGCUGGGAGGGGAGGAAACAGCUGAAGGUCUGGGGGUGCGCGGCAACGCCUCCCAAAUCCGCCAAGCACGGUCGCAGAGAGCGCAAACAGCCCAACAGGUAGCGCUGUCGCCGUCGUCGGUUGCGAGGACGCCGCUGGUGGCGGUGUGGGCUCAUCGGCGAAGAGCGGCCGGCACCAUUACAGUAGGCCGCCAACUACCGCCUUCCAUGCCAUCACCAUCCUCUGCCGCCCCCCCACCACCACCACCACGCACUGCCACCGCCACCGCACUGCCACCGGCCACCGGCCACCCAUCCGCCACCGCCGCCGCCCGCCGCCGCCGCGCCGCCGCCGCCACCGCCGCCGCGCCACCGGCCACACGCCACCGCCACCGAGCCACCGCCACCUUCACCAUCCUCUGCCCCCAUCACCACAACCGCCACCGCUAUCUCUACCAUCGGCCACAUCUCCGCCACCGCCGCCGCCGCGACGACCGCCGACACCGCCGCACCGCCGACACCGCCGACCAAAGUGAGAUGAUCAUCGGCAAUGACAAAUACAACAUGAGCGAGGUGAGCAACAGCUACUACAGCGUACUCAUGCGCCUCACCAUCCGGAAGUUCCGGAAGGAGGACUUCGGGGGAUACAAAGGAAAUUGCUGGCGCGACAGAGUUUUAACAGAGUUUCAACGAGCACUAUAA
Molecule: messenger RNA, 681 nt
Organism: Gryllus bimaculatus (two-spotted cricket)
Lineage: Eukaryota; Metazoa; Arthropoda; Insecta; Orthoptera; Gryllidae
Source: the annotation of a GenBank genome assembly